AUGACUGACAACAAGGACGAGCUCGUGCAGAGAGCCAAGCUUGCCGAACAGGCCGAGAGAUACGAUGACAUGGCUCAGUCCAUGAAGAAAGUCACCGAGCUUGGAGCUGAAUUGUCCAAUGAAGAACGCAAUCUUCUUUCCGUUGCCUACAAGAAUGUCGUUGGAGCUAGAAGAUCCAGCUGGAGAGUUAUUUCUUCCAUUGAACAGAAGACCGAAGGAUCCGAGAAGAAGCAACAGAUGGCUAAGGAAUACCGAGAGAAAGUUGAGACCGAGCUUCGCGAAAUCUGCGAAGAUGUUCUUAAUCUCCUUGACAGGUUCCUCAUCCCUAAGGCCGGAAACCCAGAAUCCAAGGUCUUUUACCUCAAGAUGAAGGGAGAUUACUACAGGUAUCUCGCUGAAGUUGCUUCUGGAGAAGAUAGAGCCUCGGUUGUCGACAAGUCGCAGCAGUCAUACCAGGAGGCCUUUGACAUCGCCAAGGACAAGAUGCAGCCUACUCACCCUAUCCGUCUUGGUCUUGCUUUGAACUUCUCCGUGUUCUACUACGAAAUUCUCAAUGCUCCAGACAAAGCCUGUCAAUUGGCUAAACAGGCUUUCGAUGAUGCUAUUGCUGAGCUUGACACCCUCAAUGAGGAUUCUUACAAGGAUUCCACCCUCAUCAUGCAGCUCCUCAGAGACAACUUGACUCUCUGGACUUCCGAUGCCGGUCCCGAAGGUGAAGCAGAUCCAGAUGAAGCCAACUAA
Molecule: messenger RNA, 741 nt
Organism: Auanema sp. JU1783
Lineage: Eukaryota; Metazoa; Nematoda; Chromadorea; Rhabditida; Rhabditidae
Source: the annotation of a GenBank genome assembly